AAGCAUCGACAUUACAUCUCUUCCCCAGAUGCUACAUUUGGAUUAUUCUCAGCCAAACAAUCUACUCCAUAGCAACUGAAAAUUUAUUGUAUCUAUCAAACUUCACUACAUAUUCUAAUGGUGAUUCUUGUCUGCUCCUCCUCUUCUCAUUUCCACCUCCUCUGCUCUGCUUGCUCAGACCUAACCGAAAAUGGCAGCUGCCGCGUUCUUUCUCCGUCAACCUACUUUCAAUUUUCUUCCUAAUUCUUCUUCUAAGCUUAAUAGUUUUAGUUAUCGUCCAAGACCUAAUUUCUGUCUUCGACUUCAGAGCUCGAAAUCGGGUUUUCUCGGUGGGUUUCUGUCCAGUGAAAGAGGGGUGUUGGGUCCAAAAACCAUGGCGGAGGCGUUUAAAUGUUAUACUUUUAGGAGCAACGGCAAUCGGGAUGAAGGAGUCCAAGUGCUUGAACAAGAAGUUCUGAUGGAUGACUCGAACGGGUUGUUGGCUAGUGGAUUCGAGUCCAUUCUUAAUCGUCUGAGUAAAUGGCUUGUAGCUGCCCUUUUCGGUGGAGUCAUUCUAUGGAGGCAUGAUGCAGAAGCCUUGUGGGUGGCUAUGGGUUCUGUUAUAAAUGCUAUGCUCUCAGUUGUACUCAAGCGUAUAUUAAAUCAAGAGCGGCCUUUUUCGACCAUGAGAUCUGACCCUGGGAUGCCAUCAUCUCAUGCACAAUCAAUCUUCUAUACUUCAAUGUUUGCUGUUUUAUCAGUUGUGGAAUGGCUUGGUAUAAAUGAAUUCUCAUUGACUAUCAACGGACUCAUCCUGGCAUUUGGUUCAUAUCUUUCUUGGUUGAGGGUUUCGCAGAGGCUCCAUACAAUCAGUCAAAUAGGGGUGGGUGCUGCCGUUGGAUCCCUGUUCUCUAUUUUGUGGUACUUGUUCUGGAAAGCCAUUGUUUCUGAAGCAUUUGCUUCUUAUUUAUGGGUACAGAUAGUUGUUAUUUUUGGGGCUGCUGCAUUUUGCUUAGGCUUUGUUAUAUAUGUUAUUUGUUACUGGUUUAGAGAUGAACGGUUGUAAAUACAUUGAAGAAUUUUUUAGAUGAUAUACAUUUCAUGAGUUCAAGGAACAAAGUGAUUUUCUUCUGUAAUGGUA
This is a messenger RNA of Carica papaya (papaya), 1120 nucleotides long. It is a transcript of the gene LPPEPSILON2, whose product is annotated as Phosphatidic acid phosphatase (PAP2) family protein. Lineage: Eukaryota; Viridiplantae; Streptophyta; Magnoliopsida; Brassicales; Caricaceae. Gene Ontology annotation, biological process: lipid biosynthetic process; protein N-linked glycosylation. Gene Ontology annotation, molecular function: dolichyldiphosphatase activity. The record is from RefSeq and is a predicted model, not a curated record. Gene Ontology annotation, cellular component: endoplasmic reticulum membrane; intracellular membrane-bounded organelle.